AUGGCAUCUGCUACAUCUGCAUGGCUGUCGCCGCCCACCAGGACUGAGGUUAUCGAGAACCUCGUGUCCGGCGUUGAUCGUUACAACCCCUCCAAUGUCAGCAUCCUGGAGGACUACCUUUAUCACCAAAUACGCAGCCAGGAGUACGACUGCCUUGCAAACCUCGCCAUCCUCAAGUUGUACCAAUUCAACCCGGACCUCUACAAUGCCGAUGUAGUUGUUAACAUCCUCCUCAAAUCCCUCUCUGUCUCCCCACACCCCGAUUUCCACCUCGCGCUCGCCCUCCUCGACGACCGACCGCCCAACGCCAACGCAGAAGAGCCUGACCCGCUGCCGACCCUCCUCCCCCAGCUCACCCAGCUGGAAACCUUCCUGAAGCAAUGCCGCUUCCCGGCGUUUUGGGAGUACUAUCGCUCGGACGAGCUGGAGGCGCUGCGCGAGAACUACACAGUCGAGUUCGUCGGCUUCGAGGACGCGAUUCGUGAGGUAGUCCUCCGUGCCGUCAAGGCCGCCUUCAAGCGGAUCAGCAGCGCGCGGCUGAGCUUGUAUCUCGAUCUCGAGGGCGCUGAUUACGAGGCAUUCCUCUCGAAACUGGGAUGGCAACACGAUGCCACGACCGGUGUCGUGACCAUUCCGGUGAACCCUGAUAACCAGAUCUCGUCGACAGUCGUACAAGAGGACAUCAAGCUUCCCCAACUUACGAAGAUCAUCGCGCACGCGGCUACGGCGCACUAAACCGUCAAGAAAAGGAGCUACGCCGGCACCAAUCCACAACGGCGAACGAUGAUCAUCUCUGUAUCGAUGUACUGGUAUUGUAUCGUGUCUGAUCGUCGCACCCAUUUGCCUGCCACGCAGCUGCAACUUUGAAAAGCGCACUUCCGCGGGAGUGCGGACAGCAGGUAUGGUACAGGGAGUUCUGCAUCAACAUCGCGGCUCCAAAUACGAAAACAUCUACCAUCACGCUCUCUCGUACGAUACAGCAAUGCCUCUUGCAUUCCAUUGAAAACCUGAAGACAUAACGCGUUGGGAGCGUCGACGAUGAAUUGAGCAUUCCGAGCU
Messenger RNA from Punctularia strigosozonata HHB-11173 SS5, 1059 nucleotides. Its product is annotated as ARM repeat-containing protein. Lineage: Eukaryota; Fungi; Basidiomycota; Agaricomycetes; Corticiales; Punctulariaceae. Gene Ontology annotation, cellular component: eukaryotic translation initiation factor 3 complex; cytoplasm. Gene Ontology annotation, biological process: regulation of translational initiation. Gene Ontology annotation, molecular function: translation initiation factor activity; ribosome binding. The transcript is spliced from 5 exons. The record is from RefSeq and is a predicted model, not a curated record. The coding region runs from base 1 to 735 and encodes 244 amino acids.